Messenger RNA from Iphiclides podalirius (scarce swallowtail), 2238 nucleotides. NCBI's taxonomy places the organism in Eukaryota, Metazoa, Arthropoda, Insecta, Lepidoptera, Papilionidae. The record is from the annotation of a GenBank genome assembly.
AUGUCUUCAAUGCGUAUGAAGGCAGCAAAAUGCCCAUCUGAUGAACUUGCUGUGACAAACUGUGCUCUCAUCAACCCAGAUGAUUUCCCUAGUGAUGUCAAGCAUAUAGAGGUUGCUACAGGACCAUCUCAGCAUUUCGUGUUUAGUAUUCGAUUUUAUAGCGGUGUGGAUCGUGGCACUGUCGGUUUCUCUGCCCCCCAACGAAAAUGGGCUACACUUUCCAUUGGUCAGCCAAUCGAUGUUAAACCUUUCAAACCUCAGAGUGCAGAAUGUUUGUGCAGUGUGACAUUAGAAGCGGACUUCAUGUUGAAAAAGACCACAUCCCUAGAGCCGUAUGACUCGGAACAAAUGGCGCGAGAUUUCCUCAUACAGUUUUCAAAUCAGGUGUUCACCGUCGGGCAACUGCUUGCCUUUUCAUUUCAGGAGAAAAAAGUUUUAUCGUUGAUCGUUAAGAAUCUUGAAGCUGUGGACGUGCAGGCUUUGGCUUCGGGCGCUAAUGCAGUUCCGCGUAGAGUUCGCAUGGGGAGGUUGCUCCCCGACGCGUGCAUACAAUUCGACAAGGCCGAAAACUCCUCCUUGAACCUAGUGGGAAAGGCGAAAGGGAAACAGCCGCGGCAAUCGAUCAUCAACCCCGACUGGGAUUUUGGCAAAAUGGGCAUCGGUGGCCUGGACAAGGAGUUCAACGCGAUAUUCAGACGCGCCUUCGCCUCCCGGGUCUUCCCCCCGGAGGUUGUGGAGCAACUGGGGUGCAAGCACGUGAAGGGUAUCCUGUUAUACGGCCCCCCCGGGACGGGGAAGACCCUGAUGGCGCGCCAGAUCGGCAAGAUGCUGAACGCGCGCGAGCCGAAGAUCGUGAAUGGGCCCCAGAUCCUGGACAAGUACGUGGGCGAAAGCGAGGCGAACAUACGGCGGCUGUUCGCUGACGCGGAGGAAGAGGAGAAGAGGUGCGGACCAAACAGCGGCCUCCAUAUAAUCAUCUUCGACGAAAUAGACGCCAUUUGCAAGGCGAGAGGCUCCGUGGGCGGAAACACUGGCGUGCACGAUACCGUCGUCAACCAACUGCUCUCCAAGAUAGAUGGCGUGGACCAGCUGAACAAUAUCCUGGUGAUCGGAAUGACGAACCGGCGCGACAUGAUCGACGAGGCGCUGCUGCGGCCCGGCAGGUUGGAGGUGCAGAUGGAGAUCGGGCUGCCCGACGAGAGCGGCCGCGUCCAGAUCCUCAAGAUCCACACGAAGCGGAUGCGCGAGUACAAGAAGAUCGCCGAGGACGUCGACCCGAAGGAGUUGGCGGCGCUGACGAAGAACUUCUCCGGCGCCGAGCUGGAGGGGCUGGUGCGCGCCGCCCAGUCGACGGCCAUGAACCGCCUCAUCAAGGCCUCCUCCAAGGUGGAGGUGGACCCCGAGGCCAUGGAGAAGCUCAUGGUGGAGCGCACCGACUUCCUGCACGCGCUCGAGAACGACAUCAAGCCGGCGUUCGGUACAGCCGCCGAAGCUUUGGAGCACUUCCUGUCUCGCGGAAUCAUCAACUGGGGCUCGCCAGUUUCCUCGUUGCUGGAGGACGGACAACUUUACAUCCAGCAAGCGAGGAUGACUGAAGCAAGCGGUCUAGUCUCGGUCCUUCUGGAGGGGCCACCCAACAGCGGCAAGACCGCCCUGGCUGCCGAAUUAGCGAAGAUGUCCGAUUUCCCGUUCGUGAAGGUCUGCUCGCCCGAAGACAUGGUCGGCUUCACCGAAUCCGCCAAGUGCUUGCAGAUCCGAAAGUACUUCGACGACGCGUACCGCUCCAGUCUGUCGUGCAUCCUCGUGGACAACAUUGAGCGACUGUUGGACUACGGUCCCAUCGGGCCGCGCUACUCCAACCUCACGCUUCAGGCGCUGCUCGUGCUACUAAAGAAGCAACCGCCUAAGGGCAGGAAGCUGCUCAUUCUGUGCACCAGCAGUCGCAGACAAGUAUUGGAGGACAUGGAAGUCCUGUCUGCCUUCACGGGCGUUCUCCACGUACCAAAUCUAUCGCAACCCGAACAUGUUAUGGCCGUGCUUGAAGAAAGUGAUGCAUUCAGCAAGAGAGAUCUGGCCAAGAUUCAAAACGACCUGAGGGGUGCCAAGAUAUUUAUCGGUAUUAAGAAGCUGCUGGCUCUGGUUGACAUGGUCAAACAGACCGACGAAGAAUCCCGCGUAUUCAAAUUCCUCACGAAGAUGCAGGAGGAGGGCGGUCUCGACCUCGGCACCACGAUACAA